This is a messenger RNA of Phialemonium atrogriseum, 742 nucleotides long. RefSeq lists its product as uncharacterized. The coding region runs from base 54 to 560 and encodes 168 amino acids. The record is from RefSeq and is a predicted model, not a curated record. Lineage: Eukaryota; Fungi; Ascomycota; Sordariomycetes; Cephalothecales; Cephalothecaceae. The transcript has a single exon.
CCCGGGAGAAAGACCACUCAGUUCCGCAGCUGACAGCGCAACCUGUUUCUAGGAUGGCUUCGAGCACCAUCUUUAGCAAGGCGACGGCGUCGCCAGCACCCUCGACGCCUGGCACGAGCUCCAAGACGAAAGUGGCUAGGCGCUUGAGAGAACUUGACGAGGCGCUGGGAGACCACAAAAAUUUCGUGAACCUUGAGCUAGAGAGCAUCAAAGAGGGCCUCGAGGAGCUCGAGCGCCGCCGUCAGCUGGACUCUGCCCGCGCCGCGGUGCGCCACGAAAUUCUCUUCGGCGCGCUCAAGAAGAUCCACGAGGAGAUGAGCAAGAUGAAGGGAGAGAUAAAGGGAGACCAGGAACCGGGCCCGGGCGUCGGAGCUUCUCCUCGAGCCGGGGGCAAGAAACCCCACGAGAGCCGCAACAGCGCCGAGGGCCGCAAGAACCUCGAGCGCUGCCUCGGACAGUACACGCAGCACAUGGAAACAGCGAGAACGGUUGGGCAAGUGAAGGAGACGGGGAAGCUUUGCACCGACUACUCUGAGUCCAUAUUCAAGACGUACACUUGAGGGCGGCAGCGUCGCAGUCUCUCUGUGGCAAUGGCAUUGGGAGCGGUUGGGGAAACAUUGAGCUGCGAAAAAGGUCCGGAUAACGGAGCAUGGGCAGAAUCGGUGAUCUUUCGGAAGGGCCAGGGGGAAAUCGGAGGUUAGAGGCUCAUUAGAUGCUAUCUUGUGAGAACGCCGUUAUCUCG